This is a messenger RNA of Sphenostylis stenocarpa, 1062 nucleotides long. The record is from the annotation of a GenBank genome assembly. NCBI's taxonomy places the organism in Eukaryota, Viridiplantae, Streptophyta, Magnoliopsida, Fabales, Fabaceae.
AUGGGUCGUGAUAAGUUUGAUUUUGAGGGUGUGUUCAAGAUGUGGAGUAGAUGGUGGUGUGGUGGUGGAGGAUCAUUGUUUGGACAAAGGGUGUCUUUUGUUUUUAGUGGAAACCAUGGUUGUGUGGGGAAGGUUCACCCUUUUGAUCCUUUGAGGAGUUUUGAAGGGGAAUGUGAUGGAAGGAGAGGAGGGGUGGCGUUUGUGUUGAAGCAGAUGAAGAGGGGUGUGUGUUCCACAACUUCAGUUUCAUUCUCUGCUGGUGGUACCGGCUCCGAUUCAUGUGGAAAUGGAAAUGAUAAUAAUGAUGAUGAUAAUAAUAAUAAUGGGAAGGGAACAAAAGGGUCUAUGUCGUUCCGUGAGGCUAGGAAGCUUAUGAGAUUGGCGAAUGUGGAAUCCCUCAAGACGAAGCUUGGUCAGGAGGGGAAGGAGAUUAUUCCCUACUGUCAGCUUCUUGAAGAGUGUGAGAAAAUGGGUGUUGCAAGGAAUACUGAGGAGGCUACAGCAUUUGCCAAGUGUCUUGAUGAUGCGGGAGUUGUUCUCCUCUACAGAGACAAGGUCUAUCUGCAUCCUGAUAAGGUGGUGGAUAUGGUUAGAAGAGCAGUUCCACUGGAACUAACAGAUGAUGAUGGUCCAGCGAAGGAGGAGCUAAGGAAGCUGGAAGAGCAGAAGAUGGAAAUUGACAAGUUGGCACACUCGCAGGUGAGGCGAAUCCUGUGGUCUGGACUUGGAUUUGGUGUGUUCACUGUUGGACUAUUCUUCAGACUAACAUUCUGGGAAUUCUCAUGGGAUGUGAUGGAACCUAUUACAUAUUUCACCACUUCCACUGGCUUGGUUGUAGGCUAUUCCUACUUCUUGUUCACUUCUAGAGACCCCACUUACCAAGACUUCAUGAAGAGGCUCUUCUUGUCAAGGCAGAGGAUACUUCACAAGAACUUCAAUUUUGAUGUUAAAAGAUAUCACGAGCUCCAACGCAGGUUCCAAAAACCUUUGAAUGCCAAAGCUAUUUACAGAAAUCGCCAAGGGGUGGAACAGGAUUUGGAGGAUGCUUCGCGCAAAGAUUAA